GUGGAGCGUAGGCGCGUGGACCCAUUGGGUUUUCCAGUUCAACUUUAAACGCCCAAGUAAAUACCAUAGAUAACUCGUCAUGAAGUUGGUCACUGUGUUCCUGCUGGUGACCGUCAGCAUUUGCAGUUACUCUGCCACUGCCUUCCUCAUCAACAGGGUACCAAACCCUGUCAGCGAUGUCUUACCUUCACCUCUGGAAAUUCUGUCCAUCCUGGAUCCAUUAAAGCGUCUUCUGAAAUCUCUGGGCAUUUCUGUUGAGCACCUUGUGGCAGGGCUCAAGAAAUGUGUGGAUGAGCUGGGCCCAGAGGCCUCCGAGGCUGUGAAGAAACUGCUGACUGCCCUCAGGAGGCCCUAUCACAUUUGGUGUGACGGCAGGAUACAGCAGGAGUGACAGAGGAAGGAGGGGGACCGUCUCCUCCUCCCUGGCUGAAACUCAGUCCAUCCUAAAAUGCCGUGGCCCCUGAAAAGAAGGAAUAAAGCAACACAUAGAUUUC
Molecule: messenger RNA, 494 nt
Organism: Hipposideros armiger (great roundleaf bat)
Lineage: Eukaryota; Metazoa; Chordata; Mammalia; Chiroptera; Hipposideridae
Gene: SCGB3A2
Product: secretoglobin family 3A member 2
Exons: 4
Coding region: 80-391 (103 amino acids)
Source: RefSeq, a predicted model, not a curated record